Messenger RNA from Chionomys nivalis (European snow vole), 1300 nucleotides. RefSeq names its product thyroid hormone responsive (gene Thrsp). Gene Ontology annotation, cellular component: cytosol. Bases 238 to 690 code for a protein of 150 amino acids. NCBI's taxonomy places the organism in Eukaryota, Metazoa, Chordata, Mammalia, Rodentia, Cricetidae. Gene Ontology annotation, biological process: regulation of lipid biosynthetic process. The record is from RefSeq and is a predicted model, not a curated record. The transcript has 2 exons.
CUGCUGAAGGAAGAACUGGUCUCUCACUGAGGCAAUCAUGCAGACCCGAAAUGACAAGCAGAAGGCUAGAUGGAUCACCUGAUGUAGACACUGGGGACCAAACUCUGGGAUUGGCUUAAACCAGGGCUGUGUUGCUCCAAUGGCUGGGUUUUGGCAUCCUGACAAUCUGCUGACUGCUCAAAAGCCUGGAAAUAGCGCCGGGGCAGUCUGUUGCACUCCUUGGGAAGGAAAGCAGCCAUGCAAGUGCUAACCAAACGCUACCCCACGAACUGCCUGCUGACGGUCAUGGAUCGGUACUCGGCGGCAGUGCGGAACAUGGAGCAGGUGGUGAUGAUCCCUAGCCUCCUGAGGGACGUGCAGCUGAGCGGGCACCGGGGUUCCGUCCGGGAGGGAGCUCCGGAUCUCUACACCUACUUCACCAUGCUCAAGACCAUCUGCGUGGAAGUGGAGCAUGGGCUGCUCCCGAGGGAGGAGUGGCAGGCCAAGGUGGCCAGCGGCGAGCCCAGCGACCCUGAGAAUGAGGCCUCCGAGGCAGAGGAGGCUGACGAGGAGAGGCUUGCCGGGGAGCUGGACCUAGAAGCUCAGUUCCAUCGGCACUUCUCCAGCCUCCAUCACAUCCUAACCCACCUCACCCGGAAAGCCCAGGAGGUGACAAGGAAGUACCAAGAAAUGACAGGACAGGUCCUGUAGGCCUCCAACUCUAAGGAAGAUCAGUUUACCGGAGAGAGGGGGCUCUGAUGAAGACUCAACGGCGCAUCACCCUGAGACCCGAAAGGAAGACCCGGACCCAGCUGGACGUGAAGGGGACUUGUCUCUGCGGUGCUUCCCCACCUCCAGCUGAUCGAGUUUGUGGACUCAGUUGCAGGCUCGCCUUUAAGACGUUUGUUAUGAUUCCCGGUCUCUCUUCCUUAGCCGUGUGAGGUGGUGACUGAGCUUCACCAGGCCACGAUCAGUAUAAAGCAAAGGCGUUAGCGACGCGACCUCUCGGAUGUCAUUCAGUGCCUGGUGUCACAAGUUAUCUAUCCCCCGGAGCCCACAUUCCUUCAUGUAUAGAGCAGGGACGCCGCACCUACCUCACAAGGAAACACGGAAUCAAAAGCACCGGGCACGUGCCCACAUCCUAACCGCAGGCGUUGAGCACGUGCUGUCUGGAGCUCCUGCUUCUCACCCCUGGAAGAGGCUGAGGUAGUUGAGUGUGUGGGAUGAGCUCCUCACCCUGCUGGAUCUGAUGAGGCUGAGCACAGGUGACCUAUGAACCUAUUUAUUGCAGUAACAAUUAAAAAGAAAAGAAGAUGGUGUG